AUGGCUAUUUCACGUAUCAUUUCCGCUCUUACUCUCAUUGUCGUUCUUGUUGGGUCCACUAUUGCCCAAGGGCCCGUUGGAGCACCAAGCCCAAGCCCUACUCAGCCCGUGUCACCAGCCCCUACCCCUACCAUACCUACUCCAACUCCAAGCCCAAUCCAAGCACCAACCCUAGCCCCAACUCCAGUUCAAGUGCCAACCCUGGCCCCAAUUCCAGUAUUAGUGCCAACACUAGCUCCAUCCCCAGCCCAAGUGCCAACUCUGGCCCCCACCAUGGGCCCAUCUAUUGCUCCUGCUCCAGAGCUAGUCAUUGAGGGGCCUACUCCUGCCCCAUCCCCUGAUUUUGGAGAUGAUGCUGAUAACAUGACUGAUUCCGCCUUCUUACAAGGAACCAACUUGGCUCUCCUAGUAUUCCUAGGAAUUAUUGCCGUCAUCUUUGCCUAA
Messenger RNA from Amaranthus tricolor (Joseph's coat), 444 nucleotides. RefSeq lists its product as uncharacterized. The coding region runs from base 1 to 444 and encodes 147 amino acids. NCBI's taxonomy places the organism in Eukaryota, Viridiplantae, Streptophyta, Magnoliopsida, Caryophyllales, Amaranthaceae. The transcript has a single exon. The record is from RefSeq and is a predicted model, not a curated record.